AUGGUUCUGCUCAAACUGCUUAUAGUCACUUUAACUUUUUAUCAGCUCAUUGUUGUUUUGGAUGCUCUGAAAUGCCCAAAAGGUCAAAGACGAACACGUGGUGGAGCUGCACAACCUUGUGAAGACUGCCCCACUGGAUAUUAUAAUCCUGAAGAUAAUGAUUCCCACAUCUGCGAACCAUGUAGAAAGUGUGAUAGCAAUUAUGGAAGUGCCCUUAAAGAGGCGUGCACGAAAGAGACAAACACAAAAUGUCAGUGCCGUGGAGAAUUCGUUCCCGCGGAGAGUGAUUCUUCCACUUGCAAAUGUGAAAUUGGAUUUGGACUAAAAUCCGGAGAAUGUUCAAAAUGUGAACAUGGAUAUUUCAGCACACGCAUCAACUCGCUCUGUCAAAAAUGGAAAGAAUGUAAAUCAGGAGAGAAAAUUGCAGGAAGCAACACCGCAGAUGUCAUCUGUAAUCCAGAUUUGGAGAGUAACCCUUCCAUCAAUACAACCUCCACAUCAAACAAAAUUGGUUCUCUAAUUACACGUUUAACAACCCAGCUUCCAACUCCGAGGAUAAUUACCACCACCACUACCCCGACUACCACCCCCACCUCCAUCACCACAGCUGCUCGGGGACAGAGAGUCCCCUCAACGAGCAAAGGGCAGCCUCCCCACACGCCAGACACAGCCGCCUACAUUGGUCCAGGUAUGACCCUCCUCAUAUUGGGAAUUAUUGGACUGCUCGUACUGACCGCUGUGACCUGCAAGCUGAACAUUACCUCUCAACCAGCUGUACCACAAAAGGACUCAUUGUGUCGGAGGCCGGUUGAGGAAAGUGGCGAUGGCAGCCUGUCCUCUCUCAAACUGAAUCCUGUGGAGUGA
Epinephelus lanceolatus (giant grouper) is the source of this 864-nucleotide messenger RNA. RefSeq lists its product as uncharacterized. The record is from RefSeq and is a predicted model, not a curated record. NCBI's taxonomy places the organism in Eukaryota, Metazoa, Chordata, Actinopteri, Perciformes, Serranidae. Gene Ontology annotation, biological process: regulation of cell population proliferation. Gene Ontology annotation, molecular function: signaling receptor activity; protein binding.